Molecule: messenger RNA, 828 nt
Organism: Cutaneotrichosporon oleaginosum
Lineage: Eukaryota; Fungi; Basidiomycota; Tremellomycetes; Trichosporonales; Trichosporonaceae
Source: RefSeq, a predicted model, not a curated record
AUGUCCGUCCCUCACCCUCCUGCUCUCGGCCCCUCGCAGGCUGGCAACGUCCCCGGCCAGGGCCCACCCAAGAUUCACCUCUGGACCGCCGGCACGCCCAACGGCUACAAGGCCAGCGUGACGCUUGAGGAGCUCCGCGCCGCGUACCCGGACGAGGCCAAGAACAAGCUCAGCUACGACGUCAGCGCCAUCUCGAUCUGGAAGAACGAGCAGAAGCACCCCGACUUCCUCAAGAUCAACCCCAACGGCCGCAUCCCCGCCAUCACCGACGACAACUUUAACGGCCACAACGUCUUCGAGUCGGCGUCUAUCCAGCUUUGGCUCGUCGAGAACUACGACCCCGAGUACAAGCUGUGGUUCAAGGACCCGAUCGAGCGCAGCUUUGCCCUCAGCUGGAUCUUCUGGGCGCAGGGCGGCCUGGGACCGAUGCAGGGCCAAGCCAACCACUUCUUCCGCUACGCGCCCCUCAAGAUUCCGUACGGCAUCAAGCGCUACACGGAGGAGACGGCGCGCCUGUUCUCCGUCAUCGAAGACGGGCUCAAGGAGGGCAAGAACGGCUGGCUCGUCGGCGGCAAGUUCAGCAUCGCCGACAUCAACGUGUACGGCUGGGCGCGCGCCCACGGGUGGGCGGGCGUCGACACACGCCCCUUCCCCCUGCUGCACAAGUGGCUCGCGACGAUCGAGGCGCGCGAGGCCGUCCAGAAGGGCCUUCAGGUGCCCACGGCGCCCAGAGCCCUGACGCAGCAGGAGGAGGACGAGGCGUACGCCGAGGUCAAGGAGUGGGUCAAGAAGGCCGACGCCGAGAUCGAGGCCGCCAAGCAGAAGUGA